AAUCGGCCCGGCCCAGCUGGGCGGCCAGGCCUACCCCUAAUGCUCUUAAAAUUGAAGUACUCAGAAUUUACAAGCUCAGCGUCAGGAAACACUUUCUAGCAGCAGAUUCAAACUUGAUAAAUUGAUUGUUUGCCGCUGUCUACAAAUUCAAACUUCUUGUUUGCUUGCCUUCGUCUUCUUCUUGUUCUUCUUCUUAUCUCCUAAUCUGUUUUGGAAAACAGCGAGAAACCACAGUAAAUACAGCCGAAAAUUUCUGUGUUUGCAUCAGAUUGAGAGACAUGGAGAAGAUGGGUCCUUCAAUAGGAUCGAGAUAUUCUGAUUUCACCAAGUCUUUCAAGCUUGCUAUUCGCUCCCUUCUCACUUCCUGCUCCAAAGAGGAGUUUGUCAUAGCAUUUUCAAAUUUCAGCAGUGCAGAGCAGGAAAGUCUACACCGUCUAUUUAUUCAGGUUAUCACUUCUUUGCAUAAAAUGAUAGAGGAUGAGUUUGAGUCAUUAAGCCUUGAAACACAGGUGGGAACAACUCUUUAUACUGUGGACCAACUUGUGGAAGAACAAUAUCUGGACCCUCUAUUUUUGAAUAAGACGAAUGUAAUGGAUGUUGCAUGCAAUCUCUCAAGGGCAAAGAAAAAUGAGAUCCAGUUCUUGAUGGGCAUGUUGGAAAAGGCUGAAGAGCAGAAUAGCCUCAUCCGAGCUCGUCUUGAGCAACUCAAGAAAAGGAGGCAAAAUGUCACUGGUACAACAGAUGUUGAGAAGAAGUGGAAUUAUGCAGUUGAGAAAUGGAAUUUUGAAUUAUUAGACAUCCGUUGAUGGGCCAUAAGGAAUGCAACUGGUGGAUUAAAUGUAUUGUGUUAUGGUAAAACUUUGUGAGCAGAAGUAUAUGUCAAACUUCGCAAGCAAAUGUGUAUUUUAGAUAAAUCAGAAUUUCAUUAUGGGGCUACUUAUACACAAUUAUCUAAGCAUGUUUAUAAUCUGUUGUACAUCAGGAUUGAGUUCCUUUUCCAAAUUGAACCCCUGAACUUUCCGAACGAGCUUGAAUCUAUGCCCAUUGUUAGGGCCUCUUAAGCAACUAAAUCAUUAUGAGUAUCUAUUUUCCUCUUCUUCUGCUUUGA
Messenger RNA from Hevea brasiliensis (rubber tree), 1108 nucleotides. RefSeq lists its product as uncharacterized. Lineage: Eukaryota; Viridiplantae; Streptophyta; Magnoliopsida; Malpighiales; Euphorbiaceae. The record is from RefSeq and is a predicted model, not a curated record. The coding region runs from base 279 to 806 and encodes 175 amino acids. The transcript is spliced from 9 exons. Gene Ontology annotation, biological process: chromosome segregation. Gene Ontology annotation, cellular component: MIS12/MIND type complex.